AUGUCUGAAAACACAAGCUGGGAGGUGCUCUCGGUGAAGAUUUCGGCGAUUUUGCCAAACUUGUUGCAAGAUGUUGACACCGACCAAGUGACCGUGAACCAGCUGCGCGACCAGGUGGCCACGGCCCUCGGUGUGGAUGUGCCUACGCUGCAGACGCACGCCGAGGCAUUCCGCGCCCUGGUGCGGCAACUCAUGGGCGAGCGCCGUGGCUUGCUGGAAGAGAUUGGCCAGGAAACUGCGAAGGUCCAGUCCGUUUACUUGUGCACGGUGAGUCGUCUACUUCCACACACUGAGGCCGCCGGGAACUGGCGGGACAUCAGGCGCGGCUUGGGUGUGCGCGGUCCAAAAAGUUGUAAUCGGUUAGCAAUGCCCCUUGACAGGACUUUGCAGCGCUCCGAGCUUGCUACCUUUGUUCGGGACGCCUUUGAGAACGCGGUUACUGUGGGCAAAGGAGGCAACGCCAGCGCUGCGCAAACCAAGGUCCUCAAAUUGGCUGUUUUUCGAGAAUCGCACGAAGACGAGACGCCGCAUUUCCAUGUCGCGAUUUUGUUGAAUCUGCGGAGGGCCUGGAGAGCUGCGAAGAGGACUCUUCUUGAGCGGUACAAGCUCCCUUCCCAUUUCUCUUCAUCACACACACAGUGGUGGAGUGCUGUGCGGUACGGAGCAGUGGCGUCGCUGAAGAAGCCGGACAUCGACCCUGCCCCCUUCACAUAUUCUGCUGAUGGAGCAAGUUGGAGUUUGUGGGAGGACUCCCAGAGGCCAUUCAACGCUAUCUGUUGGCAAAAGCGGACAGAGGCAGCUGAGCGGAAACGGCUGACGGAGGCAAAGCCGGGCCCCGCCAAGUUCUGCAAGAUGGACCUGACAGCUGUGAUCAUCGCCCAGAAGCUGAAGACCAAGAGCGCUGUCAUGGACUACGCCCAGAGGCGCGGCACCGAGCAAAUGCAGAAGUGGGUCUGCGCAAACCAGCGGCGACUCAGCGAGCACGUGGAGGAUGCGUGGGAGUGGGAUGGCGCACCCAAGGCGGCUGCGGAGGAGGCUGAGUCUGAGUGGGGCUUGGUGCUGCAGGCGGCCAGUCAGACAUGCCCCAAAGGCGACGACUGUUCUUAUCGUGCAGCGGCAGAGUUGUUCUUCCUCGCCAACCCUACUGUGCGGCGGGAGGAGUUGGCGGCAGCUCUCCGCGCUGUGAUUGUCGAGGGCCCGUCCAAGGUUCACCGAGUGCCUUUCCUGAUCGGCCCGAGCAACAGUGGCAAGACCACUCUGGUGCAGCCACUUGAGAGCCUGUUCGGAAGUACAAGGGUGUUCCACAAGCCGCCGCUGAACUCUGGCUUUCCCUUGGUCAACCUUAUGAAGGGAAAGAGGUUCAUCUUCUUCGAUGACUACCGGCCCAUUGAGUACUGCCAGAGCACGAUUGACCUGCCAACCUUCCUUUCGCUGUUCCAGGGCGCUUGGUUUGAGAUCAAACAAUCCCAAGCUUUCAGCAAUGGCUACGCUGACUACAGGUGGCAGAAGGGGGUCUGCAUGACGGCGAAGGAUGAGAACUUGUGGGUGCCCUAUGGAUCGAUUGGCCCGGAAGAGGUGGCCCACGUCCAGAACCGACUGUACCAGUUCCGCUGCACGGCUGUCCUGAACAACUUGCGUCGCACGGACAGCUGCGCUCUGUGCUUCGCAUCGUGGCUUGUGGCUGGCGCAGCAGCUGCGGACGCGGGCGCCUUGAGAGCAAGGGUCUUGGUCGCAGAUCAGGAGGCCAGCGAGCAGCCAGUGAUUGGCUUGGCCCAUCUUCUUGAGAUUGCAGAACUCAGUGACCGCUUGGGCGCGUUUGAAGUGGACUGCCUUGCUCUCGGAGCCAGGCGUGUGUCCGAAUUCACUGCGGAGGACUGGCGUGCUGCGCCGUGUUUCAAGGCCUUGCGCCCUCUGGAGCAGCGGCGGCUGCUCAAGGCAGCGCAGGCUGCUGUCUGA
Messenger RNA from Effrenium voratum, 1956 nucleotides. The record is from the annotation of a GenBank genome assembly. NCBI's taxonomy places the organism in Eukaryota, Dinophyceae, Suessiales, Symbiodiniaceae.